GAACUUUCUAUACUUCGUAAAACUUCAAUAGUUCAAUUUGAUCCUACUCAGAUUAAUGGUGGAUUAGCUUUAGAAUAUGAAAAUCUUAGAUUAUCAAAUUCUGAUAAUAGUUUAGAUUUACAAGAUCAGAUUAUGCUUUUAAG
This is a messenger RNA of Cetraspora pellucida, 143 nucleotides long. NCBI's taxonomy places the organism in Eukaryota, Fungi, Glomeromycota, Glomeromycetes, Diversisporales, Gigasporaceae. The record is from the annotation of a GenBank genome assembly.